Camelina sativa (false flax) is the source of this 1147-nucleotide messenger RNA. RefSeq names its product alpha carbonic anhydrase 7. Gene Ontology annotation, molecular function: zinc ion binding; carbonate dehydratase activity. The record is from RefSeq and is a predicted model, not a curated record. NCBI's taxonomy places the organism in Eukaryota, Viridiplantae, Streptophyta, Magnoliopsida, Brassicales, Brassicaceae. Gene Ontology annotation, biological process: one-carbon metabolic process.
CCAACCAAGCUCAAUAACUUAUAUCUAACAAUUUAAAGACUAAUUAAGAAUAGCAACUCUCUUUUAUUCCCCUCUUCAACAAAACAGCACAAAAUAAAGAUGGUGAACUACCCAUCAAUCCGAUGCAUCUUCUUUGUGGCUCUCUUCAUCAGUAUUUUCACCAUUAAUGUUUCGAUUUCAAGUGCUGCUUCAAGUCAUGGAGAAGUUGAGGACGAACACGAGUUUAACUACAAGAAGAACGAUGAGAAGGGGCCAGAGAGGUGGGGAGAACUUAAACCGGAAUGGGAAUUGUGUGGCAAAGGAGAGAUGCAAUCUCCCAUUGAUCUUAUGAACGAGAGAGUUAUCAUUGGUUCUCAUCUUGGAAGGCUUAAUAGAGACUAUCAACCUUCCAAUGCCACUCUUAAGAACAGAGGCCAUGACAUUAUGUUAAAAUUUGAAGAUGGAGCAGGAAGUAUUAAGAUCAAUGGUUUUCAAUAUGAACUCCAACAGCUUCAUUGGCACUCUCCGUCAGAGCAUACAGUCAAUGGAAGAAGGUUUGCACUUGAGCUGCAUAUGGUUCACGAAGGCAAAAAGGGGAGAAUGGCUGUGGUGACAGUGUUGUACAAGAUUGGAAGAGCAGAUACUUUCAUCAGAUCGUUGGAGAAUGAAUUAGAGGGCAUUGCUGAAAUGGAGGACGCAGAGAAAAAUGUAGGGGUGAUUGAUCCCACCAAAAUCAAGAUCGGAAGCAGAAAAUAUUACAGAUACACUGGUUCACUUACCACUCCUCCUUGCACUCAGAACGUUACUUGGACCGUCGUUAAAAAGGUUAGAACCGUGACAAGAAAACAAGUGAAGCUUCUCCGCGUGGCUGUGCAUGAUGAUUCAAACUCGAAUGCGAGGCCGGUUCAACCAAUCAACAAGCGCACUGUGCACAUGUACAGACCAAGAGUUUGAUAUAUGAAGACAUUAAAUAAAAUGUGAUGAAGACAUUAAAAGUUUUUACUACUCUUUAAUUCUUCAUAUAAACAUCAUAAGUAUUUGCUAAAAAAAAAAAAAAAAACAUCAUAAGUUAAAACAGUGAUUUCUCUAGUUACUCUUCGUUAAAUUGUUUUGAUGAUUAUAUUUUUGUAAACACAAAUAAUUAUAUUAUUUAAUUUGCCGUUUAAUU